AUGAAAUAAAAUUUGCCUCAAUAGAGUUCCAUUAUUUUUGAAUUAUGCGAUUAAUUUUAAACUUAACUUCUAAAUUUUAAGAACAAGAUAAAAACAUAAUUAUAACAUCUGGAUGAUUUGAUAAAUUCAAUAAUAGAACUAGUUUAAGAAAAAAUAAAUCAAAAUAUAAUAGAAGAGAAUGAUAUCAUAGAAGAUGUUUUUUUGUGUUGUUAAGCAUUUAUAGAAAAUAAAUUAGAUGAUUGUUUGGCUAUGGUAAAAAAUUUAAUCAUUUAAAUUUAAAUAUCAAUAUAAAGAUCAAAGUAAUAGAAUAAUAAAUAAGGAACUUUAAUAAAUUCUAAUUAAUAUGAGUAUAUGGAUUUUUAUGAUCAGAGCACAUAGUGUUCAUCUAGUAAUAUUAAUAAAUAUGAAUUAAAAUAAACUAUUAAAUAAAAAGAAAUUUGUUUCUCUCUUAUAUUUAACAGUUAAAAUUCCAUAAUGAUUUCAGGAUGUGGAGAAAACAUUAAAUAAUGGAAAAUAAUUAAUGGAUUAAUUGAAAAUGAUCCUCUUAUUUUAUAUGGACAUACAAAAUUAGUAACUUGUUUAAUUUAUACAAAUGAUGAUAGAUGUUUUAUAUCUGGAAGUGAUGAUGGAGAUAUUAGAUUAUGGAAAAAAGUAUAGCCUAAUUAAUGGUAAUCAACAACCUUAACUGUUCAUCGUUAAGGAGUCAUAGGAGUAUUAUUUAAUAGUUAAAAUUAAUAAAUUAUAAGUUUUGGUAAGGAUCCUUUAAUCAAUAUUAUCAAAUUUGGUUAAUAGAAUUUAAUGUAGAUUAAAUAAACAUUGAAUAAGCAUUAAUCUAUUCUUAAUUGUCUUUGUAUGAAUGAAUCAGAAUCUAUUCUGGCUUCAUCAGACUCUCAAAAAAAUAUAAUGAUUUGGGUUAAAGAUAAUAAUGCAUAAUGGCAAUUCAAAUAAAUAGUAAAUUAAUCUACUAAUGAUUAUUUUUGUAGAAUGGUAUUUAUAAAUAAUUAUCUUAUCUGUUAAUAAUGGAGUAAGCCUAUUUCAUAAGUGUUUGUUGAAGUUAAUGGAUAAUUCAAUUAAAGACCUGAUCUUUAAAUUCAAUUAAGUGAAUAAAAUUAAGACGACGAAGACUUAUUUCCAACAAUUUACAAUAAAAAGAAAGGCAUUUUAAUUUAAAAAUAUGGGUAAUAUGUUUAUAUUUUGAAAUAAUUGAAUAAUUGUUAAUUCAGUUAAAUAUGUCCACCUAUAAAUUGUAUUGAUUAAUAUAAUUAUGGAAAUCUUAAUAAAGAUGGAAAUAUUUUGAUUAUUUGGAAUUAUAAGACCAUGGAGUUCCGCAAUUACGAUUUGAGUUUAUUUUGA
This is a messenger RNA of Paramecium primaurelia, 1353 nucleotides long. Lineage: Eukaryota; Ciliophora; Oligohymenophorea; Peniculida; Parameciidae. The record is from the annotation of a GenBank genome assembly.